Molecule: messenger RNA, 315 nt
Organism: Prorocentrum cordatum
Lineage: Eukaryota; Dinophyceae; Prorocentrales; Prorocentraceae
Source: the annotation of a GenBank genome assembly
GCUGCCCAUGGCCUGGGUAUACUCCCCCAAGAAGUCCGAUGUUAUGACCGGGGGCAGCCUGGCCACGAGCGGCGCCGGUUCUCCAGGCGGGAAGGCAAAGCUGGAGCCAGAACUCAAGGAGGAGGAGCAUUUGACCUAUGCGAUGGCGGAGGAAGCACUUGCGGAUGGAAUCUGGCGGACGGUGGAGAUUAUCUUCGCCGUCCCGAAUGACAGCGAUGACAGCGUCAGAACAUGCGGCGCCAAGAAUGCGAAGCGGCAGAAGUGCCACUCGGAUCCAAUCAACAUCGCGCCGCUGGAAUUGCGCCUGUGCGCGUG